Messenger RNA from Diorhabda carinulata, 8316 nucleotides. It is a transcript of the gene MFS17, whose product is annotated as sialin. Lineage: Eukaryota; Metazoa; Arthropoda; Insecta; Coleoptera; Chrysomelidae. The transcript is spliced from 10 exons. Gene Ontology annotation, biological process: transmembrane transport; monoatomic anion transport. The record is from RefSeq and is a predicted model, not a curated record. Gene Ontology annotation, cellular component: plasma membrane. Gene Ontology annotation, molecular function: transmembrane transporter activity. Bases 308 to 1867 code for a protein of 519 amino acids.
AAUCAAUAUGAGAAAAAACUUACACUGUAGCAUUGUAACUGUGAGUCAAAUCGAGCUAAGAGGUUCAAGUACAGACAAGGGAUUACGUACCCCUAUAUUUUAAACAAAAAACUAUUGUGCCCACUAAUCAUGGAUUUUAAACCCUUACUAUAUUCUUUAAUGUUAAGUGUAUUAGUGACGGACAAGAAGUUGGUGGUCGGGGAGACCUACAAAGUUUUUGGAUCGGAGUUUAGGAGGAAAUGAGACAAUAUUGAAUUAUUUUCGUUUCGUUUUAAUUUUUCUUUAGAGUUUUCGGUAGUUUGAUAACAUGGCCGAAGAAAAAGUUUACAUCAGUGACCUGUCUUAUCCAAUUGAAAAAAAGAAGUGCCUCAUCUAUAGAAUAUUCGGUCAGGUUCCAGCCCGAUUGGUAUUGUAUCUAUUAUCAUGGUCCGGCUUCUUGGUUUCAUUUAUGAUGAGAAACGACAUAAACAUAGCCAUCGUGGCUAUGGUAAACGAACCAGUAAGAACUAAUACAACUUCAUCUAACGAGUAUUGCUAUUCAGUAGAGGAAUCUAGUGACAAUAUUGCGCCAGUGGAGUACGGUGGCACACUUCAAUGGCCUAGUAAAGUACAAAGUUAUAUUUUGGCCUCGUUUUAUUGGGCCUAUAUUAUAUCCCAAAUAGUUGGCGGCUUGGCUACUCAAAAAUUGGGAACUAAACGGGUAUUCGGUUAUGCCCAAUUGGCGACAGCUUUUUGCAGUAUUUGUAUACCUUGGGCGAGUGAGACUCAUUUCGGUUUGGUGAUAAGUUUGCGAUUCAUACAAGGAUUUGCAUCGGGUUUAACUUGGCCUGCUAUGUAUGCCCUUGUGGGGCAUUGGAUACCAGUUCCAGAACGAAGUAGGUUUAUGUCUAGUUUUCAAGGUUUCAGUAUUGGUAUUGGAAUAACUUAUCCCCUGUGCGGAUUUCUCAUCGCCCAUCUAGGUUGGCGCUCAGUAUUCUAUACAACAGGCUCAAUAGGCAUCAUUUGGUGUCUCAUUUGGUACUUGCUGGCAUUCGACAGUCCAGAAAUACAUCCUCGAAUAAGUUUAAGAGAACAACAGUAUAUUAAAGAAAAUACUAACAAUACAUACGAAAAUUCCAGGACGCAGGUAGUACCCUGGAAGAAAAUUUUAACGUCUCCAGCAGCUUGGUCGAUUGGCAUCACUAAUUUCGGCAGGAUUUGGGUACAUUAUAUUUUUAUAGUGUCCGGACCGACUUACAUGAAAAGUAUACUUGGAUUUAGUAUUGAAAAGAACGGUUUGCUAUCGGGAGCACCAUUCAUUUGCAGUUAUGUAGCAUCAGUAUUUUUCUGUUAUAUAGCAGACAAACUCAUUACCAAAAAUUACAUGUCCUUGACGAACGUACGCAAACUUAUGACAGCCUUAUCUCAAAUAGUACCUGGAAUUUUGGUAGUCGUCAUCAGUUAUAUAGGUUGUGACAUCAACUUAAUUCUCGUUGUUUGGUUCCUAGCUGUCACUCUUGUUACAGCUUCGUAUGCCGGAGCUAUGGCCAACGUUGUAGAUAUAGCUCCAAAUUUCGCAGGACCGGUACUAGCUUUUGCUCAAACGAUACACAUGAGCGCAAGUUUUAUUAGUCCCCUCGUAACGUUUCACAUGUUGGAAGGUCAAGAACAGAACAUGUCGGCUUGGAGGAACGUUUUUUACGUUUCCUGUUUUGUAACUGUUGUUACGUAUAUUUCUUUCCAAAUAUGCGGUACUGGAGAUGUUCAGUCUUGGAACUAUGACGGUCUCCCGAUAACCACUCCGGAACAAGAGGAAUUGAUGAAUGGAAAAUCGCCCGAAAAGAAACCCACCAUUGUUAAAGAUGACCCAAAUGAAAUUCAAGCGUAAAUACUUUAUUUAUAGAUUAUAUAUAAAUAAAAUAGAUAAAUACUAAUAUAUACAAAAUUAUUAAUCAAAUAAUACACAGUUUUAGAAAAAAAGUUUCUCCAAUUAAAAAUCGAAUAUUCUAUUUUUUUUUGAUUUUUUUUUAAACGUAUAUUCCUUUUCGUAUAACUUAUAAAUGUCUCAUACCGAACUAUUAGUUGUUAGAGGCUAGGGUAAUCUCUUUAAUCUAAUAUAAUUCCAUACAUAAAAUUGUGAUAAGUUAGAAUUAUUACCGUUUUUAGAUAAGUCGAAACAAUUACGGGCAUAAAAGAUACUUAUUUAACUUAGGCCCGUUUCAUACAUAUGCGUUACGGUUCGUUUUCCAUAGAAACCGGAAAUCUUGUCACACAUACACGGUUUUCACAAGGUUUAUAGAAAUAGAAAUAUGCAUCUUCUCAUCACUUUAUGGCAUGAAUUUACCAUCAAAGCUAAGGGAUAAUGAAGAAUUUUUUGAAUAUUUUUGGAUUAAAAGGCAUAAUUUGGAUGCAUUGACCAUUGGAUUGAUACCAAAAUAAACCGUUCAUGUGUGAACAUUUCAAUUGGUUUCUGUUCCCAGAUAAGAGCUUAGUCCUGAUAAAAAACUUGUUUUUGUCGAGAUGUUGUACUAUUUCUAUUAGGUACGUUUCUUAACGUACCAACCGACAACGAACCGAACCGAAUACGUGUGAUCCAGGCUUUGUUGUACUUAGACAUAACCUCUCAAAUGUUUUUUGAAUCUCUUUUAUCCAUUUUUAUUUAGAAAUUUGACAAUUGAUCUCGUUGAUGUUUGUUGUUGUACAAAUAGUAUAUCUGUUGUGUACUCGAAUGUUUUUGCAUACAGGGCGAGGUUUUAUAGUCCGAUAAAAUGGAGGUUUAAAUUAUCAUCCGAUGUUAGUAGGUCUGCAAUUUUGAAAGUAAUUUUAUUUUAGAAUUAUUUGUGGUUAGUAAAAUUUGUAUUUUAUUUGGGGGUAGAAAAUAACUGAUAAAAUUAUCUUUGGAAAUAUUGAAAAAAAUAUUGAUAUAUAUAUAUAUAUAUAUAUAUAUAUAUAUAUAUAUAUAUAUAUAUUUCGAAAUAUAACUGUGAAACUAUGAAUGUUUCGAUUUAUUUUUCAUUAAAAAAUGAAAUUUUUGAAAUAACCAAUUUAAAUUUGUAUUUCAGUAUUGUGGAAAAAUGUAAAUUUACAAUUUUUUUAAUAAUUUCUAAAAAUUUCCUAUAGAAUUGUCGUAAAUCAGUUUUGAUCUAUUUUCAUAAAAGAAAAAAUAUUUUUUUUUCUAUUAAAUAAUUCAAACUUCAUUUCAGCAUCGUGGCAUACUGAAAUAAUUAAGAAAAUAAUCCUAACAUGGGCAGUUUUCAAUUUUUUUGUAUCAUUUGAGUCUCAUUUUUCAAACAUUUCAUAUAUUUAGUUUGAAGUAACGAAAUUUUUCUCUAUAAUUCUCAAAAUUUUCAUAUUAAAUAAAAAACUGGAAAUUUGGAAAUUGAAAUUUCUUGUCUUAUUUUCUUUAAUUAGUUUUGAUCUAUUUACAUAAAAGAAAACAAGAAAUUUUUGCGUAAACAAUUAAAAAUUGUAUUCUAGCUUCGUGGAAAACUGAAAAAAAUUAGCAAAAAACAAAAAAAUGUGAAUUUUUCAAUUUAUUAUGGUCAAUCAUAUAUAAAAAGUCUUAUUAAUAAUAUUUUUUAAAUGUUUUAAACUAUAUUUUUAUUGAAAAUUCCAAAAGUGGAACUAUGAAAAUUAAAAUUUCCUGUCCAAUUUCUUUGGUAUGGAAUUUUUGCGAAAAAUAAUUAAAAUUUUGAUUUCAGUCUAGUAAAAAACUGAAAAAAAAUCAUCAAAACAUUCAAUUUUUUCAAUUAUCUCUCUAAUUUUAUUUAAAAAAUCAUUUAUUUAAAUUUAUUCUCUAUUUUCACAUUAGAUCUAAAAAUAUUUUUUCAAAUUUUCAUUAAAAAAAUAUAUUUUUUCAAUAUAAUUUUUCUAUCUUUUCAAAAUAACUGAAUAUCGCAUGUUACAAUUUGUAGGAAUGGUGGAAAUGAAUUAUUUAUCGAUUUCCUAUCAAUUUUCAAUAUUCCACGCAUGCAUUCAAAGAAUCUAUAGACGGAAAACUACUUAAAAAAUAACUUUUCUAGAAACAACCCAAAAAUAUUGAAAUAUAUGUAAAAUAAUUCUCAAACCAGAAAUCUAAAAUAAUCUGAGAAAUAACAUUUUUUUAUGAAUGUUUACGGGAGUUAAAAACACUUGUAAUUUUGAAAAUUCCUUUCCUUUAACCCAAAUUUUAAAAGAAAAUCCAAAUCUAUACUGUCUUAUGUGGGAAAAUGAUGAAAAACUAUUGAAUUAAAAUUUUUCUUUCCAAUUUUAGUUGAUAAAACUAUUUUUCAAAAAUAUAAAAAUUUAUAACUUUAAAAAAAUAAUACUAAAAUCCAAAUCCCUGGAUUACAUUUCAAAGAUUGUAAAUAUAAUUAAAAACAACAUGUUUUUCAAUUUUUUAAUCCAUAUUCCAAAGUAAUAAAUAUUGUUUUAUUUCCAUGAAAUAUUCAAAAAAAUGGUUUAAGAGAUAGUGUUCAAUUGACCCCCAAUACAUUACAACGUUUUUAACUAAAAAUUUUCUAAAUAUAUGCUAACUUCAAAAAAUAGGGGCUUGCUUUUUUGAAUUUUAAUUUAAAACUCUAUUUUAUAUAUCCGAUUGGAAGCAAUAACAAUAAGGCGCCUCAGAAAGACUCUCUUUGAAAUAAAUAUAUAAUCGCACACACCCAUUUAAAUAGUUCAAUUGUAUAGCUUAGGUAACACUCUUUGGGUACAGUAUCAUUGUAAUACGCCCAUUUCAAAAUAUUAAAAUGCGAAACUUCAAAUCAAAUUGGUUUAUACAGAUUAACCUUAUUUUUAUUGCUUUCUGGUAAAAUUGCCUCGACAUUAAACGAAUGGACUAUAUUAACAGGAUAUAAAGAAAUAUUGAAAUAAAACUCAAAUUACAGGGUGAAUCAAAAAGUCCAACAGAAAAUAUUUUUCUUUUAAAAAUAACAGCUAUCAAUAUACAUGACACACCCUGUAUUUGUUUCUUGAUAUUUUCCGAAUAAAUAAAGUCACUUAAUAUUGCAGAUAUAAAAAUUUCAAUUUUUUCAAUUAGAGAAAAAUUGUUUUAGUUUUUUCUUAUUUUAAAAUAUUUUUUAUUAUAAUUUUAUUUGUUGAUAGAAAUACUCUACAAUCAGAUGAAUCUUAUCGAAAGAGAAAGGUGCCUAGUAUCAAUUCACUUAUCCUCAUUUAAUACAGGGUGUAUUCAUUAGAUAAGUCAACAUCUGGUGUUCAAGAUUACAUUCCGAAAUUCCAUAUAAAAGUCUAAUGACUAGCCCCGUACACAUUGUUAAUAUAAGGGAAUAUUAUUUACACACCUUAUAUAUAUAUAUAUAUAUAUAUUUUUUGUUGAAUACUUGUAUUCUCUAGUAAUACAUUGAGAGAUUAUAUAUAAAUAUAGUAUAUUUAUAACAAAUUGGAAUAUUUUUUGUGAAAACUAAUCAUUUUUGUUGGUUACUAAUCGCUUAAAUGAUACAGGGUGUUGAGUAUUUCAAAGUAACAAAAAUUCAAGGUUAUAUUUCGAAUUUCGAUGCUUUUAUAAAUUUUUAUUUGUUAGUUUAUCCUCUUCUCCUGUUUUCUAUACACAAUUCGAUACUCUAGAAUGUAAUUUUUUUUAAAUGGUUCAAAAAUUAUUUAUAUGUAUUCCACAAUAUUCCAUAAGUGUCAAAUCAUAUAGGUAAAGGCUAAAUUUUACUGAAAAGAAGAAUAACUAACCUCUUUACCUACUGAAUUGAGUUCGAAUGUUAUCUAAAGAUCAAAUUAUAAAGGAAUUAGAUUAUGUCUUAGGAAUAAUUAUGAUAUGUACCUUGAAAAAAUUAGGAGAUUAGUAGGGUUCAAGAAGAUAAAAUUGGUAUUCAUAUGACAGGAAUAACUAAAGAAGACGAUAAGAUCACUUUGGUGAUAAUUUCAAUCCUAAAAAUAAUUGAGGAAUAUCUUCGAAAGACUAUUAUUUCUAAUGGAUCAUCUAGAAAUACUGGACUAUAUUAAAAAUGUAAUAUCAAAAUCAAACUCCUCUUAUGACCUUAGACCAUCAUAGAGGCCUUUUGAAGAUUUUUUUUUCAGAAAUACUAUAGAAUAAAUUAAGAUAGAAAAAACGUGAUUUUAUUGUACAUGUUGACUGCUUAUAAUAAUUUUUUUGGAGCAAUUUAUUUCAAAAUAGCAGCGGUGCAGGGUUUUUGUGCGGAGUUUCCUUUUUUUCAGGGUUCACCUAUAAUAACUGCUAUAGAAGUAUGUAGAAUUGGUGCACUUCUAAAAACCAUUCAAAAUUUUAACUAAAGUAUGAACAAACACUUUUUUUAUAAAAUAAAUUAGAAGAUAAAGUUUGAGGUUAUGUAUUUACCCGUUCAAAUUGUAAACUUAUUAAGGAGUACUGUGAACCGAACUGCAAGACGCCUGUAAAGGGGUCUACUGAGUAGAAAUUGGUGUAAUUAGAAUUAAAGCUAUUAAUCAGACUCAAUCAAAAGAUCAGUAUAGUCCAAUAACUCAGAGGAAAUAUAAUGAGAUAGUAUUAAGUUUUUAAAGAAAAAAUAAUGUAUGUAAUUCAAUGUAGAAAGAGCAGAUAGCCCAAAAGAUUUGCCCUGUGGAAAUCCGAAGAAAUGAAAUUUAAAGAAAAAUACUUAUGAGAAAAAUAAAAACAGGGGAAAAUAAUGGACUAUGCGCUUUAUUCCGGUAACUGAAAGGAGUAGAGAUGAGACAAGAAAAAAAAAAAGGUUUUUUAGCGGCGAUCAUCUCCACUCAUAAUUAUAUGACAAUGUUUAAUUGAAGUUAUAUUGGAUGUAUGUUAGUACUGACUACUUAGUAGUAGAUUAUCAACUUUAUAGAUGGUUGUAGUUUUAAAUGAUAUACGAAAUAAUAAUAAUAACCUACCCUUUUUUUUUUGGAGUGGGUGGGAAAAUCCCAGGUGUGCUGGAUUCGUCCGCUAACCAGCUAAAAACCCACCUUCUCCACUGGCGCGUGCGGUACCGCUCUUAGCGAACAUCGCUUCACACGCGCCGGCUGUGCCUUCUUUCUCAUUGUCCCCAACUCCGGUUUCGCGCACUUGUGGGCAAGGAGUUUAUGUUAGUGUGGAUCUAUGAGAUUAUUUUGAGAUAAUAGGCGAGGUUCAGACAAAAAUUCCUACCCUAUUUGCGUAAUAACAAAUAAAAAACGUAAACAAUUAAAAAACCUCAUAAUCUUAAAAUCCAUUGUAUAAAUAAAAAUAAAACUCAAACUCCAUUGUAUGAAUAAAAAGUAAAAAUCUCCUAAACCUAACUGUAUAAAUAAAAAGUUGAUACUCUUCUGGCUCAACAAUCUUUUUCAAAUCUUUCUCAAUCAAUGUAAACACCCUGCGGAAAUAAAGCAUAAAAGGUAAACAACUAGCAGAGGAUCAUGGGUAGUCACUAGGUGCUCCUAUUGGUCGAUUUGGAUUUGGCGGAUUUUGAAACUGAAACUCAACUCUGACCUCAAAAUACACUAGGAUGUAGCGGGAUUUGCUACAAAAUAACCAUGGAAAAAUCUAUAAGAAACAAUAUCAUACUCAACUACGAAAAAAUAUUAUUUGAAUUAUAGAUGGCGUUUACUAAUAAGCUUCAGUUUAAACGUUAGCGGCGGUCUGAGGGUAGUUUGAACUUUAGUUUGUCAGUAAACACUUUUUAUAUAAAACAGUCAUGAAAAUUAAUGUAGAUCAAUGUUUAUUUUGACAUUUGUAUACUUAUGAACCAUCAAUUUCAAUAUUUGAGGUCGACAUAUGGCUGGUCAAGAAAUUUCUAAAUUAUGUUAAUUUGAAACGAAGGCAGGGAAAGGUAGAGAAAUACAACUAAUUCGAAGGCUUUGUACGACAAUAUUAUAUUUCGACACUCUGUAUCGUUUUAUCUAGUUAUUAUGCAUCAUACUUUUGAUUUUUCACAAAAAAUAUUUAACCAAAAUGUUCACUUGCCGAAUGUCGAUUUUGUUGUACUAAUAAUAUCCCUACAUUUUUUUUUAUUUUUAUAUCUUAAUUCGGUUGUAAGGCAUUUGGUAGGCGAUAUAAUAUUGAUACCGUUACCAGUUUAUUAAUCCAAUAACAAUAAGUAUACCUCGGUGAUUUAAGGGCACUAAAGGAAACAGUUAAAUCUUUUCUUAACUAUUCGGAAGACUAAAGUAGUUUCUAGUAUACUAGAUUCAUUUUUUUACAAUUAAAAUGGUAACAGAUGAUUUUUCUUUCCAUAAAAGGACAAUCAUUUUUCAAUUAAAACUGUUAAUACUGUUAAUGGAAAUUGCGUUUAUUUUCAAGAUAUAACUGUGCCCUUUGUGAUAUAAGAUGUAUUAAAUAGAAUUUUUAAUGUUUUUUAAAUAAUAGUUAUGUUUUUGUUGCAACUAUUGUUAUAUUUCAAUAUACAUAAAAAUAAUUUGGAUUAA